AGAGAGAGAGAGAGAGAGACUUGAUGUGUGUGAGAGAGAGAGACUUGGUGUGUGUGUGAGAGAGAGAGAGAGACUUGGUGUGUGUGUGUGUGUGUGUGAGAGAGAGAGAGAGAGAGAGACUUGGUGUGUGUGUGUGUGUGUGAGAGAGAGAGAGAGUCAGAGAGAGAGAGAGAGAGACUUGGUGUGUGUGUGUGUGUGUGUGUGAGAGAGAGAGAGUCAGAGAGAGAGAGAGAGAGACUUGGUGUGUGUGUGUGUGUGUGAGAGAGAGAGAGAGAGAGACUUGGUGUGUGUGUGUGAGAGAGAGAGAGAGAGUCAGAGAGAGAGUCUCACGCUCCGUGUCUUGCGCCUGAUUGUGAGUGGGGAAACUCGUCCUCGCGCCUCGGUUUCGUGUUGAGUGACGUGUCGCUGGCGGUAGAAAAAGCUGGAGAGACGCUGCAGUGUUUUAAAUGACACUCAGUGCUUCAGUCCCUCUGUUCCAGUGUCUCUGUUUAAUGUCCUCCAGUCUGAUCUGAUUCCACUCCAGCGCUCGCGCUCAGACUAACGCAGGGCUUCCUGAGAAAGCAGAGAGACAGAAGGAGGGAGAGAGAGAGAGAGAGAGAGAGAGAGAGUUGCACUAAAGAGCACAGAAACAGCAGGAAGAGUGGAAUAUUUCACAAGUUGAUCAUGGAUGGAUUAAGUGCAACGUGUUGAGUCCAUCAUUUGGCGGUUUCUAGUUCAUUACAGAUGGGUGUGGGAAUGUCGUGGUUGCUGUGGGUGUGGAUCAGUGUGACUGUCAUGUUGGUGUGUGAUGCCACCUUCUACGAGACCAUACACCAGCACCUGGCACCACCUGGGACCAACAUCCAGAUACUUGAAGGAGGGACAUGUGAGGUGAUUGCUGCACACAGAUGCUGUAACAAAAACAAGAUCGAGGAGCGAUCACAGACAGUCAAGUGUUCCUGUUUACCUGGGAAAGUAGCAGGAACCACAAGGAAUAAACCCUCCUGUGUGGACGCCUCUAUAGUGGUGGGGAAAUGGUGGUGUGAGAUGGAACCGUGUCUGGAGGGAGAAGAGUGCAAGACUCUGCCAGACAACUCGGGCUGGAUGUGCUACUCUGGGAACAAGAUCAAAACCACCAGGAACACUCAUCCGUAUACAUCAUUGUAGCAGUGGGAGCAGUUCAGUGUAAAACAAAGGAAUCCAACAGGACAACAGUAAACUAAACUGCUCCAAUGGAAGGAAGCUGGUGAACUUGAUGUUACAUUUCAGGCGGCUAUUUCAUUAUUCAACUUUCUACCCAAUAAUGUGACCAUCGGCUGUCUGAGGAAGUCUCUGGACAUUUUUGUCAUUCAUGAUUUGACCAUUGUUUCUGCUCAUUUUGGUUUGCGCUGUAAAUCCUUGGUAGUCUGAGACCUUACGUACCCUGUUUGUUGCAGUUUGUCCAAAAUAUAGUCUUCAUUCAUGACAUUCCUGGUGAUCCUUAUUUCCAGAAUUGACUGAGCUAACAAACUCACCUACAGUGAUUUAUGGCAAGACUUUAUAGAAGGAAGAAGACUUUUCAUAAGAACAAGUGUGUAAAGCCUCAGCAGGUAUCAUUGAGGAGGUCACUGUAUUUCUCCUGCCAAUAAAAUGGACUGUUAAGGACAUGUGUAACAUAAAA
Messenger RNA from Neoarius graeffei (lesser salmon catfish), 1639 nucleotides. RefSeq names its product TAFA chemokine like family member 1a (gene tafa1a). Gene Ontology annotation, molecular function: receptor ligand activity. Lineage: Eukaryota; Metazoa; Chordata; Actinopteri; Siluriformes; Ariidae. The record is from RefSeq and is a predicted model, not a curated record. The transcript is spliced from 6 exons. Gene Ontology annotation, biological process: regulation of neuroblast proliferation; neuroblast differentiation. Bases 724 to 1146 code for a protein of 140 amino acids.